CGUGCUUGUCAUUUUCUUGUCAUUUCAAGUGCUUUUUGCAGGAGUGACAGCAUGGAGUGAGGAUGGAUUGUGCACGAUCCAUCGUGGGAUGGCCCUUCGAAUUCAUUAAUCUUGAAUUGGUCAAAUGGGUAUAAGUUUGUGCAGCUAAACCCGUCCCAUCUAGCAUUGAGUGCAACAAGGAGGGCAUAUCAAUCAUUGGUGGGCGGAAGGGACGAGGAUGUACGUUACGUGGAAUGCUGCUUGGGGUCCAUAUUUGAGCUUGGGAAGGUUUCAGAAACUCUUUCACCAUGUUGUUUGGUUCUUGAAAGAAUCAGGACAAGGGCGUCGGUGUGCAGCACCAACCGCUGCUUAUUUUUCUUGCGGUUGUUGCUUAUUGUAGGCGAGCCAAAAGUGACGAUUUCACCCGCGUUUUUGAUGUGCUACGUCUACGAUAAGCUGUCGAUGGGAGUAGCGUAGUAGGUAUAGCGUAUUCACAUUGAAGAUUUACAUCAUGACUGACAGCGAUGUCUAAUCAGACAUCGUCAUCAUGUAAGAGAAAAUAUAAAAGUCAUGAUGUAUUGUCUGGAAGUUAUUUGAUUUUCCGCAAGGGGUACAUGCGAUUGCUUCCUGGCAUUGUGGUUUCAUCGAGCAUAGGCUCCACUCCGAACGUUGCCUGCAAGUUCCAGCGUCGGAAAUGCCCUGUGGACUGCUUGUUGGCGCCGUAGUUCCCUCCGGACCAGCCCAUGUGCUUUGCCAACGCGCACAGGCUCUUCCGAGUAGCGAACAUAUCGAGGCUUAUACGAGAGAAUCGGAGCUCCGUCGAGAAUGUGAUGAAGAGUGUCUGCUUCGAGUCUAACACUCGGGAACGAGAUCUUGUCAAUGGAAUAUAUGGGACAUUACGAUAUUUUCAGCGAGAGGCCGAGAGACUGGAGGAGAACAGAACGGCUUGGUCUGCAUUCUUCGGAGUAUUACAGGUCCUUCAGAGUAUUACGCACAUGCACUGCCUACUUAGGUCGCCUUUACAAAGACAACGUCAGCGCUGCAAGACAACGAUGUUUAUCAUAUGUUGCAGCAGCAUCUACAACAGCAACAACUGCAUUACAUGCAGAUGCCCCAGCAGCAGAUGUCUUCUCUAGAGUGUUUUGUUAGAGUAUUUUGUUAAUUUUAAUGCCGGUGGUGGAGGCUUUAAUCCGGUGGAAACAACGGACGUGUCGACCUCUAUCCACUUAUGCACCUCAUAGAUAGAAGUGCAAAAGUUACUCUUCAUCGGGCCUCUUCUUCGUACACUGGAACAGCAGCGAGAGACUUUCUCUCCCUCACACACAACUCUUAACUCUCGCUAUUAUUGACUUUUGUUGUAAUUGCAGAUAAUACAGAAUCUGCAGCUUUACAUCGUUAAUUUUUUUUUCUUUCUGUUUCUUUUCUCCACAGCUAUAAAUCUAUCCAGACGCACAUGCAAUGUCUUCCCAGGAUUUUAUAUUUUAUGACAAACUAAUAAAAAACAUGGCUGAUUCGCCC
Molecule: messenger RNA, 1497 nt
Organism: Marchantia polymorpha subsp. ruderalis
Lineage: Eukaryota; Viridiplantae; Streptophyta; Marchantiopsida; Marchantiales; Marchantiaceae
Source: the annotation of a GenBank genome assembly